Epithele typhae is the source of this 1227-nucleotide messenger RNA. RefSeq lists its product as uncharacterized. The coding region runs from base 1 to 1227 and encodes 408 amino acids. NCBI's taxonomy places the organism in Eukaryota, Fungi, Basidiomycota, Agaricomycetes, Polyporales, Epitheliaceae. The record is from RefSeq and is a predicted model, not a curated record. The transcript has 3 exons.
AUGAAGACCGCGGUCAGGCGGCUCGCGUGUCCGCGGCAGGUCUUCCGCUCGCUGGCCACCGAGGCGCAGGCCGCUGAGUCGGUUGCCUCGUCCUCGUCCAUGGACCCAGCGGCUGCCUGGUCUUCCGAACCACGUCGUGUCGACGAAACCGGGGAUGCGGUGUAUGUGCGCGCGUGGAACGACGUGAAGACCAUGCCGGAGAUGUUCGCGCUGCUUCGUGGGCUGGAAAUGAGAUUCGGGACCAUCAAGCGUUAUGACUUGAAGAGACGUCACCCAAGCGAUCCGAAUGAGUACACGGCGCAUUUCCAAGUCUUUUUUGAAGACCCAGAAGCUGUGAAACAGAUCCCCGAGAGCGGUACCAACCUCAAGGUCGUCGUCCCCAUCUUCCCCACCAACCAGCCCGGCGGCGUCGGGCUCGCCGAUCUCGAGAACCUGCUCACGCGAAGAGACCGCGACGGAAGUCAGAACCAGGGGCUCUAUGGCGCCGCGACCAUGGCCGUGCCGGAAGACCCCAAGAAGACCCAAGUCAUCGAGCUCAUCCUCCAACGCAACAAAGGCAGCAAGGCCAACGAUUAUUUGCAUCCAAGGUUCAUCAAGCAUCAGCAGAAUUUUGGCGCAAUCUUGUACCAGUGGGGCGGCUUUUACACCCCGCAGGAGGGCGACCGGCCGGUCCCGCAGGAGAUGACGGACUUGCUCACCAAGUGGCGCCCGCACGCCGAAAAGGUCGGGCUAACGCCUGCGACAAGCCAACGCUCCGUGAAGCCCGCCGCGAGCCAAGAGCCUGUAGUCGAUGCGACUGUGGAGGAGCCUGCGCACGACGUCGCCGCCCAGUCUUCACGCGUGGAACCGGUCGCGGACGCGUGGACAGACUUGCACUUCAUCCCACAGGAACCCCCGCGCUCCGCACCGUCUGCAACGGCGUCGUCCACCACAGUCGAAGCGGUUUCCGCGACAGCAGAGGAAGUCGUCGAGUUCGAACCCGAGCCUCAAUCUCAGCACGCCGCCGCUCCGGAUGCGUCGAAGCGCUUGACGGGCAAGGCGAGGAUCCUGGAGCUUGCGCGGCGCAACGCGCGUGCGCCGCUCAUAGACGCGGCUGCGAAGGCGGCUAAGGAGGCGGAGGAAGCGGAGAAGGCGGAGGCGGAGGCGGCAAAGGAAGCAGCGGAGGCCCAGGACAACGAGACGAUCCGCAAGCGGCUACUCAAGCUUCUGGGCGGUGGCUGGCGGUGA